Osmerus eperlanus (European smelt) is the source of this 1099-nucleotide messenger RNA. It is a transcript of the gene cfap161, whose product is annotated as cilia and flagella associated protein 161. Gene Ontology annotation, biological process: cilium assembly. The record is from RefSeq and is a predicted model, not a curated record. NCBI's taxonomy places the organism in Eukaryota, Metazoa, Chordata, Actinopteri, Osmeriformes, Osmeridae. Gene Ontology annotation, cellular component: motile cilium. Bases 94 to 978 code for a protein of 294 amino acids. The transcript is spliced from 8 exons.
CAGUACACAAAUCAUGCCUAUUACGGCUGAUAACUGGAGUCUUGCUUUUUGAUAGAAACAUCGAAAGUUUAGACUGCUCCUUUAAAAAGCGACAUGGCAAAUAUCAGGACAUACGGUACAAGCGUGCGUGUUGGAAACUGGAGAGAAGAUGUCACCUUAGAGGAGGAUACCCUAAAAGACUUCCUUGAGAGAAAGGAAAAGGGUGAGCUCACUGUCCAGAAAACAGGCUACCUAAAACAGAACAUACUCAGAGAGGUGAAUCUGUCUGUAAGCCGUGGCGGCAGUGUAUGUUUUGGAGAUGUUGUGAUGCUGGUGAAUGUUGGAGGGUCUAACAGAGACCACUGUGCAAUCAGCAUCAACGCAGACAUCACGAAUUUAGGGAAGGGGCCUAGCGCAUCCAUUCAAUCACCGUGCGGAGUCAGUGGAGGGAAAAGUCUGCAGCCCUGUACACGCAUUGCCUUCGUUAUAAACAGUGUUGAUGGCAGUGCCGAGGGAGAGCCUCUGCAUUAUGAACAGAGCUUCACCUUGAGCACAACUACCGGCUUUGCUGGAGGGCUGUAUCUGACCAGUGACCACAAAACAUUCCAGAAGUGUGCAAAGAUGUCCCGCCUCCAGGAAGUGAAUCUAGAUCAGCAGGCUUCCUUCCUGGCUUGGUGGAAAAUUGUGCACUUUGACCCCCAGGAGAGGCUGGAGCAUGAGGGCCUACCUGUACCUGCAAACGCUAAAGUUAUGAUCAGUCACUGUAAGACCAACCAUGCCCUCGCAGUCCUGGGGGAUCACAUUCUGUGGACUCCAUAUGGCCGAGAGUACGAGGUGGCUGCCCAGACCUUCCUGGAUUCCCACAAGGCCGAGCGAGAUGUGAACCACUGGCUGUUGGUGACCUCCGACCCUGCAGGGGAGGGGCUAACACUUCUGGAGCGGCCACAAACACAGACCUGCAACAAGCCGACAAAGUUUCAUAAGCACUCCCAAAACUAGGUCUAAGUGUAGUACCUCAUACAGGUGUUAAAUUCAGUAUGCCUCUCUUGCAUAUUGUAUGUGCUUUGUGUGUGUCUUUGUUCAAAGCCACCUGCGUUGAAAGUGCAUUAAAAGUAAUGUA